This is a messenger RNA of Staurois parvus, 1379 nucleotides long. The record is from the annotation of a GenBank genome assembly. Lineage: Eukaryota; Metazoa; Chordata; Amphibia; Anura; Ranidae.
AGGAAAUUGCCAAAAGGCUUCAGCAGCUGGAGGAGGAAGAGCUGCAGCGGAAGGCUCAGGACAGGCUGGGAGAGCAAAGUGGCUUGCCAUUCUUGGACAAUGAUGAUGAAGAGGAAGGCUACACCUUCCAAAACGAUAGUCCUAAGUACACAAGCUCCUCAGAUUACAUUCGAGGUCCAAGAAGCUCAGAGCGGGAGCAUAUGCCCAAACGUUUCUGAGGAACUCUCCUCCGGCAGAAUGAAUCCCAACCGCGUCUCCUUUGGUCAAGUCCACUACGACAGCAAUGGCUCAAAAAACUCCAAAACCCCAGAGCAAUGGAAAGAGCCAGUCCGUAAGGAACAAGUGCAGUUUGCCUACAGGAACCCUAGACAUUCCUCUGAGAGGAGUCCAUGCCAUCUGAGUGGUGUUGAGGCAACUCCAACCCAGGACAGGGAUAAAGUCCGCAAAGAGGAAAAAAUCAGAGGCCAUCGAGAAAAACACUGCAAGCACCAUUCCGACCGGUGCAGGCGCUCCAGCUCUGAUAGUGAUGAUUACUCAGAACACUGCGCCAGAGACAAAAGAAGCCGUCGUUCCCAAUGGAACCAAAACCGAGAACACCACCAUCAUCACCACCCACGAUCUUCUAACAAUCAUUCUUCUAGGAUGUCAAGUCACGAAUUGAGAACAGGUGAGGAGACCAGGCCAGGCUUCGACAUGGACCCCCUGCACUGGAAAAUGGCUGAACUGCAUGUCCAGAGCUCCGACCAGCUCUUGCAGGAUGAAGAACUGGCUCGCCGACUGCAGGAAGAAGAGGAGAAACGCGUAGCAGAACUGAAACGGCGCGAUCAGCACGAGGACUUCCGGGCAGCUCAGGUCGCACAGGAUGAAGAGAUUGCAAAGUACAUCCAGCGGCAGGAGCUGAAAGCCCAUCGGAGGUCGGAGGAGCUGGACCUGCCGGGGGACAGUGAUGAUGACGGCAGUAUUUGUAGCUUCUCCGACAGGAAGAGCCUGGGAAUAAAGAAUGAAGUGCCUUCUGACAACCAAGGACGCUUGGACUCUGAGGGACUGGCAUCACCGACCGAGUGCCGCACACCGGAGAAGAUGGAGCUGCUGGCUGUGGACGCAACUUGUGACCAGGCCAAGCUGCAUUCUCCAAGGAACAUCGCAGAGGAACUCGACCCAACGUUCAAAUCCAAGAAGGACGCCCAGCCCGAGGAAUUCACUUCUGCUCCCAAGAAUUUCCCGUUUCGGCACAGACCCAACCCGUCCCGGUAGAUGGAUUGUACGACUUUAUGGACGAUGGCGCCGAGCCGAUCUUUAUACCACCGACCAAGAGACCCUCGGAGAAAGUGGGGCGCAAUAAACCCAAAGACAAGAAGGAAGGGUGCAAGCAGCAGUGA